AUGGCGGAGCCGGGGCCGGAUUGCAGUUCUCUGCUCGACGAGGAUCUCUCUUCCUUCGUCUUCAGUUACCUCGCUGACAGCCAGUAUGAAGUGUCUGGCGAGGAGCACCUCUACUCUGACUUCCCUGAGAUCGAUCUGUCCCAGCUGGAUGCAGGUGACCUGGACUCUGCUGGCUGCUUCAGCGAGCUGCAGUGGGGUGGGGAGCACUCAGAGACCGACUCCAGCCAGUACAGCACCGACGACUCCGAGCUCUUCCAGAUAAUAGACAGCGAGAACGAAGCGCUGCUGGCAGCCCUCACGGAGACUUUGGAUGAUAUACAGGGAGAUGACAUGGGCCUGGCUGCCUUCCGAACUAUGGAAGAGGGGGACACGCUCAACCCUGCCACCACCUCACCUGCCCCCUCCCCCAAACCCACCGCCCCGGUCACGGGGGGGCCGCCCCCGGCCCCCGAGUGUGAUGAGCUGUCUCUACUGAAGAAGCUGCUCCUGUCUCCAUCACCUCCAAGCUGUGAGGUUCAGCGGGACGGGAGCGCCCGGCGCCCGGGGACCCCAAAAUCCCGUCCUGCACGGCCCUGUACAAAGGUGGAGGGUCCCCGGGACAGGAGGGCGAGCGUCCCACAGGCUCAGAGCCGCAGCUGCACGGAGCUUCACCGGCACCUCACCUCCAGCACCUCCUGCUCCCAGACCAAAGGCCCCCAGGCACCCGAGGAGUGCUCCAGCAGCGGCCACCACCCAUCCCUGGGCGACUGCGCCCACCACGAGGACGACAGUGACUCCAGCGAGGACUCGCUGAGCUCUGGUGACUCGGUGGCCGCGCUGUCCUCGGCAGAGGAUGGCCCAGGCCGCCAGUUCUCCUGCGAGGGGCAGCUGCACUCGGUGGUGGAGCUGAUCCGCUACAUGCACACCUACUGCCUGCCCCCUCGCAAGCUGCCCGCCCGCGACCCCGCCGACACCAAACCCCAGCCCUGCAGCAGCCCCUUCAAGAGAGCCAAACCAGACUGUGCCCCCGUGCCAGGCGGUGCCCAGAGCCGGCCGGGCUGCGCCUGGCAGGCACCUGGCAGCUGCAAGAAGCCCGGAGCAUCCUUCUCCAUCCUGAAGGAGCUGCUGGCACGGGACCUGCUGUGUGAUGUGAGCAAGCCAUACCGCCUGGGCAAGCCGGUGUACGCCGCCCUGGCACGGCCACCCGGCUCCUGCUCCCCCGUGCCACCCGAUGGCGAGGAUGCCAGUGGGACUUGCGCAUCCAGAGUGAAAGCAGCAGCGGCAGAGAAGGGAGAGCUCCAGCAGAGCCCCGAGGCGGAGGUGCCACGGGAGCUGGGUGGCCUUGAGGACGAUGCUGGCAAGCAGGAGGGCACCCUGGGCACAGGGAAGGCGGCCCGCAAGCAGGACAGCGCUGUUCACGCCGUGCGCCGCUCCAAGAGACUCAACCCCGAGCUCGGGCACUGGCUCUCCUUCCUUGAUGAGCCCCACACCGAGUCCUCCGUGCCCCUGGGCUGCAGGGAGGCCCAGUUUCCAGUGCUGGAGGGUUUCUCUGCUGAAGAGCCAGCUGCUGAAGUGGAAGUGGGGGGCACAGCCCCAUCAGCAGAGCCCCAACCCCUCUGCCUGGGCUCCCUGGGGGAUGGCGAGGUGGGCACUGAGAGCCGGCGCUGUGCCCUCCUGGAGCAAACAGAAACACCCAGGUGUCUCAUGCUGUCCUUGGCACAAACUGACCCAACCUUUGGGAAGAGAAACUUUGAGCCAAUGCUGACUGUGGAGCUGUGUGGGACAGCAGGUCUCACUCCACCCACCACUCCGCCCUACAAACCCGCCGAGGAGGACCUGUACAAGCCAGACAUCCCCCAGGAGCCAGGGAAGGAGGAUGGGAUGGCCCCCAGCCCCGGGGGCACCGGGGAUGUGACAGCCUCGAGGAAAGCCCCCAGGAAGCACCCGGAGAGGACGGAGCUGUUCGCCCACCUGAGCCGGGCGGGCGGGCGCCCGCUCCCCGAGCAGCAGGGCUUGCUCAAGCGACCCUUCUCCCGCUCCUUCGGGGACCACGACUACUGCCAGGUGCUGAAACCCGAGGCUGCCCUGCAGAGGAAGGUGCUCAAGUCGUGGGAGCCCCCGAGCCAGGUGGAGACGGAGCACAAGAGGAGGGUCCCGGCCGCCCACUACCAGGGACUGGAGCUGGGCAAGGACACGGGCACUGAGAUGCUGUGGAAGGAUGGCAUCAAGCAGCUGAGAGACCAGGAGAUCAGAGCCAGCUUAACAAAGCACUUUGGCUUUCUGGACAGUGCCCUCGAUGAUGAGGACAUGGUGUUCUGCAAGACCCCUGAGUACGACACCGUCUUUGAGGACAGCUGCAGUGAGAGCGGCUCCCCCGGGGAGGAGGAUGAGGAGGAAGAGGAGGAUGAAGAGGAGGAGCAUGGCAACACCAAGCUGUGCCUGAGGAGAAACCCCCUUUCCAGGACCAGUUUGCAUUACUGCUCCAGGAGCAGGUCCAGCUCGGGCUCCUCGUGCUGCCGCUCGCGGUCACCUGCCAGCAGACGCACCUUCAGGUGUGAGAACGGCGAGCAGUGUCAGGGUGGCAGCGGGCACCGGGGCCAGCUGAAGAAGAGACGGGAAAAGGCCAUCGGGGAAGGCCGGGUGGUGUACAUCAGAAACCUCUCCAGCAGCAUGAGCUCCAGCGAGCUGAAGAAACGCUUCGAGGUGUUUGGUGAAAUCGUGGAGUGUCAGGUCCUGUCCAGGACUAACAGGGGGGAGAAGUAUGGCUUCAUCACGUACCGGUACUCCGAGCACGCCGCCUUAUCGCUGAAGAACGGCCCCUCACUAAGGAAGAGGAACGAGCCCUCCUUCCAGCUCAGCUCUGGUGGCCUGGGGCGCUUCUUCUGGACCAGAUAUGCUGACCUGGAUUGCAGCACGGACGAGUCCUCCCCGGCUCCGGUGAAAAGCAAGUACGAGACCAUGGAUUUCGACAGCUUGCUGCAGGAGGCUCAGCUCAGCCUGCAUCGGUAA
Cinclus cinclus is the source of this 2988-nucleotide messenger RNA. RefSeq names its product PPARG coactivator 1 beta (gene PPARGC1B). The coding region runs from base 1 to 2988 and encodes 995 amino acids. NCBI's taxonomy places the organism in Eukaryota, Metazoa, Chordata, Aves, Passeriformes, Cinclidae. Gene Ontology annotation, cellular component: nucleus. The record is from RefSeq and is a predicted model, not a curated record. Gene Ontology annotation, biological process: positive regulation of transcription by RNA polymerase II. Gene Ontology annotation, molecular function: RNA binding; transcription factor binding. The transcript is spliced from 12 exons.